This is a messenger RNA of Hippoglossus stenolepis (Pacific halibut), 5312 nucleotides long. It is a transcript of the gene capn7, whose product is annotated as calpain 7. The record is from RefSeq and is a predicted model, not a curated record. Gene Ontology annotation, molecular function: calcium-dependent cysteine-type endopeptidase activity. Bases 276 to 2750 code for a protein of 824 amino acids. Lineage: Eukaryota; Metazoa; Chordata; Actinopteri; Pleuronectiformes; Pleuronectidae. The transcript has 21 exons. Gene Ontology annotation, biological process: proteolysis.
GGCUGCGCGGAAUCUGUUUCCCGGAAGUAGCGGCGUUGUUUUGCUAGUUUAAUGUCACAAGUGGAAGCGAAGCCGCGUUUAACGAACUGACAACGCGACGCUUCACGAUGCUUCCUCCGAGCUGACGACCCGAGCUCUGCUGCGGGUCGGUCCCGGACCUUUCCAGAACAUUCGGCCGGUGUCCGGGUCCAGCUGGACGGCUAGCUAGCCCUGUUAGCUCGCCCUGUUAGCUAGCUAGCCCGUUAGCCGUCACCUGUCAACAAGUUGUGUUCAGGAUGGAUCCCGCGGAGCUGGAGCUCGACGCGGUGAAAUUCGCCAAAACAGCGAUCACCCACGACCAGAGCGGCAAAUACAACGAGGCCGUGUUCUACUACAAGGAGGCAGCCCAGGCCCUGAUAUAUGCCGGCAUGGCCGGGUCCAAACUGGAGGGACUCCAGGACAAAGUGAAUGAAUACCUGGACCGAGUCCAAGCCCUCCACAAUGCUGUCCAGGCACAGAAGAGCGACCCGCUGAAGUCCCGGCAGCAGGUGGACAUGGAGCGUGCCCACUUCCUGGUCACUCAGGCCUUUGAGGAAGACGAGAAGGGAAACGACGAUGAAGCCGUAGAACUGUACACUCAGGCUGUGGAGCUGUGCAUUAAGACGUCCAGCGAUACCUCGGACCAGGCGCUGCAGACCAAACUGAAGCAGCUGGCACGCCAAGCUUUAGACAGAGCUGAAGGUCUUAAAGAGUCCCAGUCCAAAUCCGCUUCAGCCCAGACUCCGGACAAGACGGGGCCCUUUGGAACCAAGAAUGUGAGUGGGGCCAGUUCUGGGGGACCAGUCCGCCAGUUCUUCCCCCUUGGACCAGACUUCUCCAUCCACGACCGACCUCAGCCGAUGCGGGCGGUCCAGUCCAGUGAGCCGCAGGGUCAGCGCUACACGUCUGAGGAGAUCGAGGUGCUCAGGAGCACAUCUAAAAUCAAUGGGAUAGCCUAUGUGCCCUUCAUGAGCGUGGACCUGAAGGAGCGGUUUGCAUUUCCUGUCCCUUUCUCGGACAAAUCAGGGAAACUGGCGCUGUCACCCAAACAAAAAGCCAUCUUCGCCCGCUGGGUGCGGCCGGACGAGAUCUGCAAUAACCCCAUGAUGAUCAUGUCUGUGUCCAGCUUCAGUAUCAAACAGACGGUCGUGUCUGACUGCUCCUUCGUGGCGUCGCUCGCCAUCAGCGCGGCCUACGAGAGGCGCUGGCGCAAGAAACUUAUCACCAGUAUCAUCUACCCUCAGAACAGGAAAGGGGAACCUGAGUAUAACCCCUGUGGGAAGUACAUGGUGAAGCUGCACAUCAACGGAGUUCCCAGGAAGGUGAUAAUAGACGACUUCCUGCCGGUGGACCGUAACGGAGAGCUGCUGUGCUCCUACUCCAGCAACAGGAACGAGCUCUGGGUGUCCCUGAUAGAAAAAGCCUACAUGAAGGUGAUGGGAGGCUACGACUUCCCGGGCUCCAACUCGAACAUCGACCUGCACGCGCUCACGGGCUGGAUCCCCGAACGCAUCGCUAUGCACUCGGACAAUCAGUCGUUCAGCAAGGACGACUCCUUCCGCAUGCUCUUCCAGAGGUUUCACAGGGGAGACGUCCUCGUCACCACGGCAACAGGGGUGAUGACAGAGGAAGAAGGGGAAAAAUGGGGUUUAGUCCCGACGCAUGCCUACGCUGUUCUGGACAUCAGGGAACACAAGGGGAUGCGUUUCCUGCAGCUGAAGAAUCCGUGGAGUCAUCUGCGGUGGAAGGGACGCUACAGUGAGCGGGACGAGAAGAACUGGACUCCUGACCUCCUCAAAUAUCUCAACUUCGACCCCAAGACAGCACAGAAGUUUGAUAAUGGGGUUUUCUGGAUCGCAUGGGAGGACCUUUGUCAGUACUAUGAUGUCAUCUACCUGAGCUGGAACCCGGCACUGUUCAAAGAUUCCUCCUGUAUUCACAGUAGCUGGGAUGGGAGGCAGGGCCCAGUGAAAGACGUCUACAGUCUGGCCAACAACCCCCAGUUCAAGCUGGAGGUCCAGUGUCCAGCAGGGGGCGCUGCAGUGUGGGUGCUGCUCACCAGACACAUCACUGACAAGGAUGAUUUUGCACAAAACAGGGAGUUUAUCACUCUGGUCGUUUACAAGACGGACGGGAAGAAGGUUUACUACCCAGCUGACCCCCCUCCUUUCAUCGAUGGCAUCCGUAUCAACAGCCCCCACUACCUGACCAAGAUCCGGCUGACGAGCGCCGGGACGCACACCUUCACACUGGUGGUCUCCCAGUAUGAGAAGCAGAACACCAUCAACUACACUUUACGGGCUUACGCUGGAUCCAAGUUCACCUUCUCCAAGAUCCCAUGUCCCUUCACUCACAACAAAAGGAUGAACGGCCAGUGGAAGGGGCUCAGUGCCGGAGGUUGUGGGAACUACAAGGACUCGUACAAACACAACCCGAUCUAUCAGAUCAACCUGGAGCGGUCGGGUCCGCUGCUCAUCGAGCUCCGAGGGUCCAGGCAGUACAGUGUUGGCUUUGAGAUGAUGACCGUGUCGACGGUUGGGGAUCCAGGUCCAGCAGCCGCCCAGAAGAGGAACAGUGGAGAUUACAGGUGUGGUUUCUGCUACAUGGAGGCGGAGCACGUCCCAGCUGGCAUCUACAACGUCAUCCCCACCACCUUCCUGCCCAAACAGGAGGGACCCUUCUUUUUGGACUUUGCCAGUACCUUGCCCGUCAAGGUCUCCCAGCUCCAAUGAAGACAGAGCUGGGAGCAGGAGGAAGAUACUCGUCAGGGCAUCAACACACACUCCUGGUGUUUCUGUUUGAAUGUGACGCGGUGUCGAGGCCUCCUUAAAACCCAAAGAGCCCAGAAUGUGACUGGUGGCCUGAACUAAACAGCGUCUCACACGUCCUGUCCCUGUCCUCUCCGGCUGACGGACAGAUUGUGACACAACUUCAACCCUGACUUGAUGCCACAGUGUUAUGUCGAAUAAAUCAAUUCUUAAUAUGGAGACAUCAAGAGGAUCUUCAGAGUGGAGCCCCUGCAACAGUCGAGGAGUUCUGGGACAGAAAUAAAACACCUCGGCCCAAAAUGGUUAUUUUAUAAACAGUUAUUGUGAAAGUGGAACUUUCUGUCUUUAUGCCACAAAAAGCCAGACACCAUCAUCGAGGCAAAUUGUUUUCAGGUUCAGUUGUUUUGAUGCAAUGAGCAUCUCAUGCACAGAAGUUAAUCUUCACUACUCGCUCCUGGAAUAUCGAUCGUUCUCUGCACAAAGCUUAGCUUCACGAGAACGUCCCUCAGUAGACCUCAUGCUUCCUCCAGCAUCACUUACACACUCAUAGGAAUCAGGUCACUGAAUAUUUCUGAUCAUUUUCAUCAAUAUCCAUGAAUUAUUUCUUGAGAAAUCAACUGUUUCCUGGACUGAGUUCUGUCCAAAAGAAAAGUUAACGAGUUCUUCCUUGUUUUGCUUUAACUUUGGAUUAUUGGUAAAGAGCAGAUGCUUCAUCCAUCUUUAUUUACUGUCUGUAGUUUGGAGCUGCAAAUAUAUUAAACAGUUAAGAAAGACACUUUAAAACCAACACGUGUAGAAGUGGAACUUUUACUGACUGUGUUCAGGAGCUUAGACUUUGUCAGAAGUUUUAAAUGUGGGUAAAACCGCAAAGAAAGCAGAUUGAUUUCUUUCCCGUCGCCAGUUGAAGAGUUUCAGUUUUUCUCCUGUGCGUCAGGUUCCACGUCACCAGCAGCUGAGGCGCCGUCCCCUCGCUGUCUUUCCAGAUUAGCUCGUCCACCCGGUGUCACGUUUCCAUCGCUGCUGAUAAAGACCUGUGUCUCCUGCAGAGUCAUUUGACCCUGAUGACGAGGAUGUUUGAAGAAAGGGGCUUGAGAUGCUCGUUGCUGCAAAACGACUUGAAUAAGAAGCAGCCGCUUGAUACUAAACCAAACGUGUUCCCUCGGUUGUUCCUCUCUGCCCGUCUCGCUUUGCCCAAACCUGUUCACACUUCCUGUCCUUGAAUAAUCUGAGGAGUCGCUGCCAUAAAUCCUAAACGCAGUUUAUUUAUUGAGAGUCAGACAGAAGGGACAGUGUGUGUGUCCUCGGUUCCCUUGAGGGUUGUUCUUCUAAUUCUCAGGAGCAGUGCAGCAGAGCAGCACCACAGGGAGUCCAGCCUGGCAGCAGUUGAAUGAUGUCACUUCAUGUUGUCUGUGGACGGCUGAGUGAGAAAUAUCAGCUGAUGUGAGUGACAGGUGUCACACACCGAAUGUUCUACCUGUGUGUGAGUGUGUGCGUGUGCAUGUGCAUGUGAGAAUGUGUUUAAAGGAAAACAUUUGAAUGUUUUGCCAAGAACACAUCCUCUGUUUUCCUUUGUGUCACCAAACUGCACUUUUUAAAAUCCUUUCUCUUGUUUAUUGUCGAACAUAAUCUCGAGAGAAAUCAGCUCCUCUUCAGUUUUCAGUGAGAAAGUUUCUCUCCUCUGCAUCAUCAGGGAAACUUUGCAGCUUGUUCUCGAUUUGGUGGAUUUGCUGAGUGAAAUCUGUUUUGGUUCGAGUCCGUCAGCUGCUCGUCACACGGAGCCUCCUCACGUGUUUGAACAGCUUAGUGUUUGCUGAUGAAGACCAUGAGGUGCAGGUGCUUCUCACAGACGUUCGGAGGUUCCAUGACAAACCUUCUGUUUACUGAACAUGAAGCGCGGCCCCGAGCUGCUGAAAACAAACCUCGGUCACGGCCUGCUACUCCAUUGUUUUAAUUUCAAUCUAUAAAAUCAAAUUUUCUAGAUCCAAGAUCCAAGAUGUCGAAAUAUUUUACAGAGAUAUAAAAUGUAAAUCAAAAAAACUUUUCUCAGCAAUAGAGCCGGAGUCGUUUCAAGAAUCUGGACAAUAUGACAUUUUCAAAAUAGAGCUCAAGAAACUAGAUGAUUUACUUAAAGCUGUUUUUUAUUGAGUUUAAAUCCAGGAGUCAGAUUGUGGCUCAGAAACAAACCGUGACCUCUCACAGGAACGUGUCGUUGAGACAGUUUCACUCGUUAUCACUCAUCUGGAACCCGGAGCCGACUGAGGCUGAGUGAACCGUGAACGCUGGUCAGAAAAUCGACAUCUUUAAACAUCCUUUGCCAAGAUCUUGUGUCAAAUGUCCACUUCUUCUUUAAUGAUGGAUUUUAAGUGAAAACGAGUUCCCUGUCCUCGUCACUUUGUUCAGUCACAUGGAUUUUAAUGGACUCGUGCAGCGAGCUGUCGUAUGAAUGAUGAUGUAAUGUUUGCAGAACUUGCACUAAAUGUUGGGACGACGGAUGUUUCAAAAAUUGAAUACAGAAAAUUAUAUCUG